Molecule: messenger RNA, 907 nt
Organism: Cyanistes caeruleus (blue tit)
Lineage: Eukaryota; Metazoa; Chordata; Aves; Passeriformes; Paridae
Source: RefSeq, a predicted model, not a curated record
GGUCCCCACAGCAAACUGCCCAGCUGGGCACGGGCGGUGACCCCCCGCAUCUUCUACAUCACUGAGAAGGCCUGGAACUACUACCCCUACACCAUCACGGAGUACACGUGCUCCUUCCUGCCCAAGUUCUCCAUCUACAUCGAGACCAAGUACGAGGACAACUGCGGGGACAGCGAGAACAUCUUCCACAGUGACAAAAUCCUGGGUGACCACGAGGUCUCUUUCCUGGACAUCGCCUUCGACGAGAUCCCUGAGCGCUACUACCGCAGCCUGGAGGACCCCCGUUUCUUCAGCUCGGCCAAGACGGGCCGGGGGCCGCUGCGGGAGGGCUGGCGCCAGCACACCAAGCCUAUCAUGUGCUCCUACAAACUGGUGAGCGUCAAGUUCGAGGUGUGGGGGCUGCAGACGCGGGUGGAGCAGUUCGUGCACAAGGUGAUCCGGGACAUCCUGCUGAUAGGGCACCGGCAGGCUUUCGCCUGGGUGGACGAGUGGUGCGACAUGUCCCUGGAAGAGGUCCGGGCCUUCGAGACUCAGAUGCAAGUGGCCACAAACCAAAAGCUGGGGAGCCAGCACCCCUAAGCCCCUCUGCCUGCCGGGGAUGGACCCCCUGGACCCCGCCUUGCUGCCUGGGGGUGGGUGCAGGCAGGGGGCUUGUGCCCCCCCUGCACCCCGCGGCAGUGUCCCCCUUCCCAGCUGCCCUCCCUCGCCGCGUGUCCCCUGCCUGCGCUACCUGCGCUGCCUGUCCGUCCCUUCCCUUCUGCUGGCUGGGCUGGCGCUGGAGCUGUGGAGCUGGCUGCGCUGCCUAGCACCCCCUUCCCUUCCCUUCCCUGCCCGGCCCCCUGUCCCCUUCCUGUCCCCCAGCUUGGUGGGGAGCCGGGGCGCGGGCUGCCCCGGGAUCGGGGGUGCC